Molecule: messenger RNA, 2251 nt
Organism: Oncorhynchus nerka (sockeye salmon)
Lineage: Eukaryota; Metazoa; Chordata; Actinopteri; Salmoniformes; Salmonidae
Product: putative nuclease HARBI1
Source: RefSeq, a predicted model, not a curated record
CACAUUGUCUGUACUGUUUUAGCAGUGAAAAGAAUACCCACAGACAAGGCACGGGUGGUGGGUCACCAAAGGCUGACCUUACCCCAGCAGAGGACAUGGCCUUGGAGCUAAAUAAAGGCAGGCCCGUCUUAGAGGGGAUCCCUGGGGGAAAAGAGACGAGCAUAGGUUCCUCCCAAGAUGCCACCCGCUUCAUUCAAGUGCCUGGCAGCACUGUGUUCCUGUUAGAGCCACCAGCACAAGCACCAGACGAUGCUGAUCCAGGUGAAGGCCCCAGUGCAGCAGCAACAGCACAUGAUGGAGACGAUGAUGAGGAGGAGACCAUCUCUCUGGAUUCCAGAAGGCAUGAGGACCCAGAUGCUAUACAGUGGGAAAACCAGCCUGGCAACAUAAGCUCACAAGCUAUCAGAAAGUUGUAUGGCAACCACCUCCGGCGCCAAAUAGAACUGGCAGACAUAGACAUUCAGUACAAGAAGAAAAAGAUGGAAAAUCUUGCACUGGAGUCCGAAAUAAAAAAGAGGACAAUUAGGAAACUGGACCUUGAAAUAAAAAAACUUGAGAGGGAGCUCCAAGAAGAUGACACAGCUCAAAAUAAAAAUUAGGUAUAUUCUCGUAAAGUCAAGUGAGCCAUGACAUAUGAGCUCUUAUUGUGAGCACACAGGACGGUGGCAUCUUUCUAAGGUUUUUUUAUUUUCCCAGCAAUCAGUACAACCAAGUCAUCGUUAUAAGGCAUCGCCCUCUUUUUGCCCACCCCCCAGCACCAGGUGUGGCCACUAGCCUAUAUGAAGGCCCAAAAUUGUGUGUUCCUUUCUGCUCUGACAAUGGCAUGCCCAUUCGUGCGAGAUGUGGUGGAUGAAGAAGCACUUGUGCUGAGGAGAGCCUUCAGGCGAGAAAGGGUCUUCAGGGACCGGUUGGACCCACUGGCCUUCCCUGAUGACCAUCUAUAUGAAAGAUACAGGUUUUCUGCAGAUGGCAUCAGGUAUCUAUGCAGACUACUGGGUCCCAGGAUUAAGCACCGCACUGCACGGAGCCAUGCACUGAGUGUGGAGCAAAUGGUUUGUGUGGCCUUGCGCUUUUUUGCUAGUGGAGCCUUCCUGUACUCAGUGGGGGAUGCAGAACAGCUGAACAAGGCCACAAUUUGCCGCACAAUAAGGAGUGUGUGUCUGGCUAUCAAAGCAUUAGCAGAUGUCUUCAUCUCCUUCCCUGGCCACAGAAGACUCUGUGACAUCAAAGAGGAGUUCUAUAGGAUUGCAGGUUUCCCCAAUGUCAUUGGUGCAGUGGACUGCACACACAUAAGGAUAAAAGCCCCCUCAGGUGCCCAUGAGGCCGAUUUUGUGAAUAGGAAAUCCUUUCACAGCAUUAAUGUUCAGAUGGUCUGCAAUGCUGACUGUGUGAUCAGCAAUGUUGUGGCAAAAUGGCCUGGCUCAGUCCAUGACUCCAGAAUCUUUCGGGCCUCUGAAAUCUAUCAGUGCCUAUCACAAGGUGAAUUCUCUGGUGUGUUGCUGGGAGACAGGGGGUAUGGCUGCCAGCCUUUUCUCCUGACACCUUUCACAGACCCCCAGGAAGCACAGCAGGCCUACAACCAUGCCCAUGCCAGGACCAGGGCCAGAGUUGAAAUGACCUUUGGCCUCCUGAAGGCACGCUUUCACUGCCUUCACAAAUUAAGGGUCAGCCCUGUUAGGGCAUGUGAUAUUACUGUGGCUUGUGCUGUCCUCCACAAUGUGGCCUGCCUGAGGAAGGAGAGGGCCCCCAGAGUGCCACCAGCCAUGGACUGGGACAAUCCGGCAAUCUUCCCUGAUGACGACAGUGGUCGGCUGCUGAGGGACCAAUAUGUGUUGAAUUAUUUUAGUUAGUAUGUGUGCUUUCAAUUUUGGUUAAAUAUGUCCUGCGGUGGCAGAGGAAUUUGGGUUUUUUUGGGUUCGUUUUUUGACUAUUUGGCCUCUUAUGAUGUUUGUGCGGUAUACUGUGUGUAAUACAAGGCUGCAGGGAGGCUACUGCAUCCAUUCAUUUGUCUGUUCAGUUGAUGUGUAUGGAUUUGUCCUGCAUUUAUUUUAGUGUGCAGACAUGCAGGGUGUGUUAUAUACAGACCUUUGAAUGUGUAUGUAUCAUUUUGUAUAAUAUGCUUGGAUUCUGUGCUUUCCAUCUUGUAGAGUCACUGUGACUUCAGUUUCGAAAGGAGCUGAUGGUUUACCUGCUUUGUUUUGUCCUUAUUCAAUAAAGGAACAUAAUGUUACACAUUGUGUUUUUAUAUUCA